AUGGAAUCAGGGCAAAAUGAUGUUGUGAUCGAGCACUGGUAACAGUUACUUACUCCCUAGUUAUAUCUGAAGAGUAUUUUUCUCAAUAUUUGAGUUAAGUAGAUAUCAUGGAAAAGACAAUAUGUUCGUUUUAAGCUCAUGCAAUAUUUUUUAUAUAAUACUCAUACUACUUUUAAUAAUAUUAUUUUUCUCACUGAAAAAUGUCGAUAAAUGAAAAAACUGGUCUUAUAAGAUUCUACACUAUUACACAAAUAAGUAGUACUCGCAAUAAAAUAUAUCUUUAUUAACUAACUCUCUCAGUAAUAAUUAAAGAUUGUUUAUUUAUGGGAGGUUUUAGUACAAAAAUUUAAAGUAAUAAAUUUAUUUCCAUGGGCAUUUUCAAGUAAAUGUCAAAAAUGCAAAUUUUGACAUUUACCGUCUAAUAAUAGGAAAAAAUUUUAUCUGUUAAUAUAAAAUUUACUUUUGAAAAUUUUAUGCAAAAUAUCCACAAAUAGCAAGAAUUGGUUAUUACUAGGAUGAGUAAGUAAGUUAGUAAAAAUUGUAAGGCCCAUGAUUGGUGCACAAAGCAUGAAGAAGCAAAAUAUACUUCAUUUUAUGAGAAGACCAGAGCGGAGAUCGAGUCUCAAUGUCCAGAAGUUAUUGUUCAUGAAAACUAUGAGCACCCCAUGCUACGUCAAAUUUUAGAAGCCAGCUCAAAACGAAGCCCUUUUCCAAAGCCUUCAUUUCCAAGGAUGGGUUCAUUUGAAGUUUAUUUUCGCGGACAAGUAAUUUCAUCGAAGCUCCAGUCUGGUGUUUGGCCACACCCAGGGGCAGUUGCAAGCAAAAUUCGAGAAAUUUUAGAUGGUGUCCAGCAACCCCGCCAAGCAAAAACUCAAAACGAUUUUAAUCCUCGAAAAAAUAAUGCCUCACCACCAAGAGCUGCUCAAGCAACCCAAAAGCCAAAGCAAGCCCCAGCAAAGCCUGCGCAAGCAAAGCAAACUGCCAGUAGAGGUAAUGAAGAAGUGAGGAAAGCAGAAGAGCCUAAGAUAGAGCAGCCUAAAAAAAUUCAUAGUCCUGAGUAUGAUUACAAUUUUGAAAAUGACUCAAUGCCAAGGUCUCCUGUCCAGCAACCCUACGAAGAGCACGAAGCUCACCCAAAGAAAGAAGAAAAGCAUGAAAUUAUUAAAGAACAGCCUCCACACCAUGAAGAGAUAAAACAUGAAACGAAACCGGCUGAAGCGGCACAUGAAGUUCACCAGUCUUUUCAUAGUCAGAAUUCAGAAGUGCAUGAAAAUGUCCAUCAUGAGCCUCAUAACCAUACUGAACUUCAUCAAACCCCCCAAGAAGAGCCUCACUAUAGUGAAGCCCAAAGCCGGCAAGACCCAUCGUAUCAGGAAGAGUCAUAUCAUGAAGAGCACAAGAGUUUCCAUGAAAGCCAGCAUGAAGAUCCUUCUCAUCAGCCUUCAUACCAGCAAACUCCAACUAACCAGUCAUAUCAUGAAGCUCCUUCUCAAAAGUCAUUUGCGCAAGAAGAAUCAGCCCAUCAGACUCCAUCCCACUAUAGCCAAUCUCAUACAGGCUCUGCCCAGCAAACUCCAUCACAUCAUGAAACUCCUGCUAACUUCCCACCUCUGUGAGUUAGCAAAAUCAUUGGGAAAAAUUCCUAUAUUUUCAAUAGUAAAAAUCUGCUUUCCGUAUCAGAACAAAAAAAUUGUUUUUAGAAUAUUUAAUGAAAUAAUCUAUUGAUAUAUAAGUGAUAAUUAUUAUAAUGAAAACUCUAGCUAAUUCUGUUUAAUUUUAAACAACUGCAUUUUAAAACAUAAAUUUUACAAAUUAAACUAAUUCCCGCCAAUUUUUGAGAACUGGAUUUCUUGAAAUUAAAAAAAAAUACUCUUCACAAUUUUCGAAUUUUCGCCAUCAUUGGCGAAUGUCCAUUGUCCCAACAGAAGAAAAAGAAACCAGAUUCUGAGGCUGAGCACAAAAAUCUCGGCCUCAGAGGGCCACGGAGUUGGAUGAAGGCGACUUUUCCGGGGUGGGCGGCGGCUUGGGCUGACUGGGCCUCCCCUCGACCCACAGACGAGAAGACCGACGGCGCAAUGCCAAUCAGGCACUUCUGGAGGAGCAUUAUGCUGCCUGUAAAUGGCGGAGGUAGUUCCAGAAGGAGGCUUUGGACGUUUCCCUCAUACCCUGAGCACUACCAGGGGUAAGAGAGUCCUUUGCUGAAAAUUUUGGCCCAAGCAGGUUCGGGUGAGUCUCCCCGAAAGAUGUCGACGUCACCAUUUUUGAUGACGUCGACAGAAAAGGGCGUUAGGUGGCUUUAGUGCUUAGUGCCACAUGAAGCACGAAGCUGAAGUCCGACUGGCUAGGGGCUGAAAGAAUUCCCGCUUAACCUCUCUAACUAAUCUCUCUCUCACAAUUUUCAGAUUAGCACUCUGCAUAUAAUUUUUUUUGACCUGUGAAAGUCUGUAAAUUUCAGGUUUUCAUGUAUCAAAACAAUUUUGGCAUUUGGAGUGCCAAUCAGAAAUCUAAUAUACUAUAUAAUUUUUUUAAAAAAUUUUACUCCAAUGGAGGGAGUAAGGAGCAGGAAGAUCCUUCACGUUCGGAGCACUACACUGAAGAAUUCCAUGAAAGUGACCGCGGAGAACCCGAAAAGCAGUCUUACUCUGGAGAGUAUGAAGAAGGCUCUCAAAAAGGUGAAGAAGCAGAAUCUAACCAUGAAGAACAUCAAGAAAAUCCAGAAAAUGCUGAAGAAAAUUCUUAUGAAGUAAUUUAUAUAUUAGAAUGAAGCCUAUGAAGCCGAAAAGCAAGAACCUAUCACAGAACCUCCUUAUCCUCUAACUAGCAACAUUGCUGCAGACAUUCUUGUCGGCGAAACCAAGCAGAAGAAAAUUUCUAUUUCAAACGACUCUGAUGAGGAGCAGCAAUACCACAUCGAAAUUACCAAUCCUGAGCUAAUUGAAAUAAAGGAGCAAGAUAUCUCCCUUCCUCCAAAUAGCAUAUGAAUUAAAAUGGCGUGGCUAGUCGCAUGUCUGCUAACAGCUGAAAUUAUCUCUUCUCUCAGCCAGGUUUUUUCAUUGCAAGGAGGUAGAACUUCAAGCUUGAAUGAGGAAGUCAGCACUAUCUCGGACAUCCAUUAGGCCAAUCAGGUAAAUCCUUAAUGCGAUUCCAGGAGUUAGGUCAGAGCUUUGAGUUUUAAUUUUGUUAGCAACCAACCAGAAAAUUUGAAUUUCAGGAAGCCAAACCUAGGUGAUGUGUUUCAUACUAACCCAGAGUCUCUGACUUUAUCUAGCAAGUGCAGGUUCUGGUCGGAAUAAACAAAAGGUGCACAAGUAGUGAAGCAAUUAUGGAUAGGAUUAGUAAACUGCAAACUUGCCUUAGGCUUUUCUAUAAGCAAUUAAUACUAAUGCCUCCAAAUGGCAAAGGAAAAAUCCAAUUAGUCUUUAAACCAAUUGACGAGCCUUGCCAGAAAACCACCUAUUUAAUUAUCCAGCAGGAUGGAGUAGUCAAGGACUGCUAUGAGAUCAAAAUAGAUUAUAUAACCAAUAGCUAG
Messenger RNA from Blepharisma stoltei, 3529 nucleotides. Lineage: Eukaryota; Ciliophora; Heterotrichea; Heterotrichida; Blepharismidae. The record is from the annotation of a GenBank genome assembly.